GCCGGCCUCUUCUCUCUAUCACCCACUACUCUCCACAAACUUGUCUCUGCCGGAAACCACCGCCGCACCGCCACUGUUGAAGCUCCUCGGUUUAUACUCAAAUUGAAGGAUGUAUGAUGAAGAGCAGCCAGAUGAAAGUGACGAUAGUCUUCCUGGGUUAGGAAAUGCAGAUGAUGUAAUUAUACCAAAUGAUGAGAAACAGAAAAAGAAACGGAAGAAAAUCUUGUUAGAAGAAGCUAAGAAGGCACGGAAUCGUGGAGUUUGUUAUUUGAGUAGGAUACCACCACAAAUGGACCCGGUGAAGCUACGUCAAGUUCUUUCGCAGCAUGGUGAGAUUGACAGGAUUUAUCUUGUGCCUGAAACUAAGCAGCAGUUACCUCAGCAAGUAAAUCGCAAGAAAGCUGGUGAUUUUCGUGGUCAAGGCUAUGAAGAAGGGUGGGUUGAAUUUACAAAUAAAAGGGUUGCGAAGAGAGUUGCUCAUAUGUUAAAUGGGGAACAGAUGGGUGGGAGGAAAAAGUCAUCCUUCUUUUAUGACAUUUGGAAUAUCAAAUAUCUGAGUAAAUUCAAGUGGGAAGAUCUUACUGAAGAAAUUGCUUACAAGCAUGCUCUUCAACAGCAGAAGUUAGUUAUGGUAAAUUCUGCUGCCAAGAAAGAAAAGGAAAUCUACAUGGAUAAGGUUGAUAAAUCUAAUGGUCUAAAUGCCAUAGAAGAAAGGAGGAAGAAGAAGCAGAAGAUCCAAGAACAAGGCUCAGCAGAGCAACAAGAACCAAAAGUAAUUCGUCAUUUCCGACAAACAAGGCCAGUUAAAGAUGAUUCAGCCCAGCCCAAAUCUCAGAUGUCUAGAAAUGUCUUGGCCGGACUAUUCUGUGGAAAAUGAUCAGCACCAACGCCACCAUGAUCAUAACUCAAACACUUCUUUUUGUCAAGUUUCUUUCAUAGGUAAUCUUAAUGUAACAUUUGCCUCCGUGUAGGGUGUUUUGAAUACUUUUUCGUUUAGUUGUUGUCAUGGUUAGCCCCUACUCCAGACAGUUUCUUUUUUGUUUUUGUUUUAUUUAUUUCUUAAAACUUUUCCUAAGAUUACUAUUUCCGACAUACAUGUCUAUUUAUAAAUGCAUCAGUUGAUUUCAUAAU
Papaver somniferum (opium poppy) is the source of this 1131-nucleotide messenger RNA. RefSeq names its product pre-rRNA-processing protein ESF2-like. Gene Ontology annotation, biological process: endonucleolytic cleavage in 5'-ETS of tricistronic rRNA transcript (SSU-rRNA, 5.8S rRNA, LSU-rRNA); endonucleolytic cleavage in ITS1 to separate SSU-rRNA from 5.8S rRNA and LSU-rRNA from tricistronic rRNA transcript (SSU-rRNA, 5.8S rRNA, LSU-rRNA); endonucleolytic cleavage to generate mature 5'-end of SSU-rRNA from (SSU-rRNA, 5.8S rRNA, LSU-rRNA). Gene Ontology annotation, molecular function: RNA binding. The transcript is spliced from 7 exons. The coding region runs from base 110 to 877 and encodes 255 amino acids. Gene Ontology annotation, cellular component: nucleolus. The record is from RefSeq and is a predicted model, not a curated record. NCBI's taxonomy places the organism in Eukaryota, Viridiplantae, Streptophyta, Magnoliopsida, Ranunculales, Papaveraceae.